AUGUUAACGCCACUUGCUACUAAAGAAGAUGAUGAAACUAAAAUUUCAUCAGAAUAUUAUUCUACACAUUAUACCCCACAACAUCAUCAUUAUUAUUAUCAUCCAGUAUCAUAUAAUGAUGAAACAAAUAAUCUUCAUCAUUCACAAACAUCAAAUUUUUAUGAACCUACACAAUAUUAUACACUUUCACCUGGAUAUUCUCAUUCACAAACAAAUACACGUAUUAAUGAUGAUGAUUCAAAUAAUCAAGGAUCUUCAUCUAUUUAUAUGCCAAUUUAUUCUCAUCCUCAUUCUCAUUCUCAUUCUCAUCAUCGUCAUCAUUAUUCAUCUGAAGAUAUGUUAUUUUCACAAAAAACAUCCGAUCAACAAUCAACUUCUAUUUAUGAUUAUAAUUUAUCUCCAAUACCAACUAUACAAUCAAAUCAAAUGUUUCAUCAACAUCAAAAUUAUGUUCAAACACCUGUUGAACAAACAGCUUGUAGUACGAGCAAUAGUGGAGAUUAUUUAACACCUUAUUCACCAUUAAAUGGAGUUUGUCGAUCCGAUUCAAUUAUAGUUGAAUUAGUCAAUCGAUCGCUAUGGUUAAAAUUUGCUCCACAUACACUUGAAAAUAUUAUAACUAAAACUGGUCGUCGUAUGUUUCCAACACUUGAAUAUAAAGUUUAUGGAUUAAAACCUGAAGCAACAUAUAAUAUGUAUGUUGAUAUGGUUUUAGUUGAUGUUAAUCAUUGGAAAUUUAAUUCUGGUAAAUGGGUACCAUCGGGACAAGCUGAACAAUGUCAAAAGACAAAUCAUGUCUAUUUACAUCCGGAUUCGCCGAAUAGUGGUGCACAUUGGAUGAGAAAUGAAAAAAUUUCAUUUUCAAAAUUAAAAUUAACGAAUAAUAAACAAUUACCAACAAGUCAUCCACAAAAUCAAAUGACACUUAUUCUUAAUUCAAUGCAUAAAUACAUGCCACGUUUAAAUAUUGUUGAAGUAAGUGGUCGAUCAUCAGAUCCAACAUCAUCUAAUAAAUCAAAUUCACCACCAAAACAUACAUUUACAUUUCCUGAAACACAAUUUAUUGCUGUUACAGCUUAUCAAAAUACUGAUGUUACUCAACUUAAAAUUGAUAAUAAUCCAUUUGCUAAAGGCUUUCGAGACAGUUCUGAUAAUCGUAAUACUUAUCAUUCAUAUUCAUAUGGUUCUCCAUCACCACCAUAUGGUACUGGAAAUACUGUAGCACUUGAUUAUUAUGGAAAUGUUGCAUAUGAACAUCAACACCCAUAUAAAAAGAAACGACAUCAUUGA
Messenger RNA from Rotaria sordida, 1290 nucleotides. The record is from the annotation of a GenBank genome assembly. Lineage: Eukaryota; Metazoa; Rotifera; Eurotatoria; Philodinida; Philodinidae.